GCAGGAAUCGAGAGCAACGUCCAGAUCACGGAGCGCGGCCUCUUUGGGGACGGAUGGUCUCGCUUCGUCCUGGCGCAGCUGCGCCGGCGCGCCAAGCGACGCUCGGAGCCGCUGGCAGAGCCGCUGCUGUUUGCCCUGCCGUACCCCACGUCGGUCCUGAGCCCCGCGAGCUUCACGAAAACCGACUACGCGGCCAUGUACAUGGCCAAGGCCAAGCGCAAGAUCGAGGUCUCGUUCACCGGGAACCUGUCCAAGAGCUCGAACCAGAACUGGAUCCGGACCCUGGUGCACCGCAAGGUCUCCGAGGUGGGCGGCGAGUCCAGCAGGAUGAUGGUCAACAGCAGCAUCCUAUGCCCCGGCUACAACAACUCGAAGCGGCCGCACUGUGGCCUGGGCAGGGGCUUCACCAUGUGGGACGUCGUGACGGACAGCACCUUCUGCAUCGAGCCUCCAGGCGACACCCCGACGCGGUCGCACUUCUACAUCGCGGCGCAGUCCGGCUGCGUGCCGGUGCUCUUCAACGGGGGCCACGCGGCCUACGAGGAGAACGAGCCAGCGUGGUUUGCCUGGCGCCAGUCGCCGGCCCAGCCCGGGGAGGAGGGGCUGCUGCCCCAGACCAUCGAGAGCUUAUUCCAGGACGCGAACAAGCUCGCAGUCGUCUUCAACUCGACCGACCUGCGCAGUCACAAGGUGGACGUCAUGAAGGAGCUCCUGACCAUGCAGUCGGCAAACCCCAAGCGCCUGCUGCACUUGCGCCACUCGCUCGACCUCGCGGCGCCGCUCAUGACCUACUCCUCCAAGGCGCCCAGCGUUUGGCUCCCCGGCUGCGGCGACGACGUCAGGCCCGCGGACGCGUUCGAGGCGUUCCAGGGCAUCAUGCUCUGGGAGGCCUGGUCCAGGCGGCAGGACCCCCACGGCGUCAUCAACGCCAACGGCGCCGGCGGCACCUGGUGCUGAGCGCCUCGCGCGCCAGAGCCCCGGUGCGCGCCCUGCCUCGCCCGAUCUGACGCGCAUUUCGCUUCGACCCGAUUUCCCGAUGCGAUGCGGACGGUUCCUGCCUCGUACCGCGGGCGACCUGGGGCUCGUCGCUCCACGAGCGGCGGCCAGCCUUUUGGCACCGCUGUCGCACGAGCUGG
Messenger RNA from Prorocentrum cordatum, 1136 nucleotides. Lineage: Eukaryota; Dinophyceae; Prorocentrales; Prorocentraceae. The record is from the annotation of a GenBank genome assembly.